CUCUCUCAAAAAUCUCAUGCUCCACUGUCUGCUUAACAGCAAAGCUCUACCCAUAAUACCAUACAUAAAAUAUUUAUUAAUAUAUAUAUAAAAUAAUAAAAUAAUAAAUAAUUAAUUAAAAUAUUUUCAAUCUCUCUCUUUAACCAGAGGCAUAGAAACCAGAUUUAAAAUCACAAUCUAGAGAGAGAAAGAGCAAGGAAACUCACACUCUCUCUCUCUCUCUCUUUCUUUCUCGUACUUUCUCUCUCUCUUUCAAAGCUCAGUUUUUUUUUUCUUUUUUUUUUUUUUCCAUUGCUGGUUCACUCACUGUAUUGAUAUAUACAUAUAUAAUUUAUAUAUAUAUCGCUGUAUAUCUGUGUAUCUGUGAUAUUUAUAUAUAUAUAUCUUGGAUUUGGAAACCCUAGCGUUUGGAUCGUGAGGUGCAUUUGGAUGUGAGAGUGUGUGCACUACUCAGAUCGGGAUGGCGGAGCUUUCCGGCGACGUAGGAGGAGUGUCUCCGGCGAUGGAUACGCCGGAGUUGAGUGGAUAUGGCAAUGGCGCGGCGCCGGUGGUGACUCCGACACCACCUCCGCCGUUGACGGUGUCGGGAUCGUUUAAGGAAGGGAAGAGCUCGUCGAGAAGGAGGGGACAUAUGAGGCCGAGUAUGGACUCGGAUGAGUUCAUAAACCUGUUGCACGGGUCGGAUCCGGUGAAGGUGGAGCUCAAUCGGCUUGAGAAUGAAGUUAGAGAUAAGGACCGCGAGCUUGGAGAAGCUCAGGCUGAGAUCAAGGCUCUCAGAUUGUCUGAAAGACUCAGGGAAAAGGCCGUUGAAGAGCUUACUGAUGAACUGUCAAAGGUGGAGGAGAAGCUCAAGUUAACAGAAUCACUUCUAGAAAGCAAAAAUCUUGAAAUAAAGAAAAUCAAUGAUGAGAAAAAGGCCUCCAUGGCAGCUCAAUUUGCUGCUGAAGCUACUCUUCGAAGGGUUCAUGCUGCUCAAAAGGAUGAUGAUAUGCCUCCAAUUGAAGCCAUUCUUGCACCUCUGGAGGCGGAGCUCAAACUUGCUCGGCAAGAGAUUGCAAAGCUUCAAGAUGAUAACAAAGCACUGGAUCGUCUAACGAAGUCAAAAGAAGCAGCCUUACUUGAAGCUGAGAGGACUGUUCAGGUUGCCUUGACUAAGGCCUCUAUGGUUGAUGAUCUCCAGAAUAAAAAUCAAGAAUUGAUGAAACAGAUAGAAAUUUGUCAGGAAGAAAACAAAAUUUUAGACAAAAUGCAUAGACAAAAGGUUGCAGAGGUUGAAAAGCUUACUCAGACUGUACGAGAGUUGGAAGAGGCUGUUCUUGCUGGUGGUGCAGCUGCUAAUGCAGUGAGGGAUUAUCAACGGAAAGUUCAGGAGAUGAAUGAAGAAAGGAAAACUCUUGACCGUGAGCUGGCUCGUGCAAGGGUAACAGCAAACAGAGUAGCUACAGUAGUAGCUAAUGAAUGGAAAGAUGCCAAUGACAAAGUGAUGCCUGUAAAACAAUGGCUCGAAGAACGAAGAUUCUUGCAGGGAGAAAUGCAGCACCUCCGUGACAAGCUAGCCAUAACUGAGCGAGCUGCAAAGUCUGAGGCUCAAUUAAAAGAGAAGUAUCAUUUGCGGCUCAAAGUUCUAGAGGAGAGUUUGAGAGGAACUCCUAACAGUAAUAAUCGCAGUACACCAGAGGGAAGAAGUAUAAGCAAUGGGCCUUCUCGUCGUCAGUCCCUUGGGGGAGCUGAUAAUAUCUCAAAAUUAACAUCCAAUGGCUUUUUACCCAAGAGAACACCUUCUCGAUCUUUGUCUUCUAGCACCAGUUCUGUGCUGAAGCAUGCUAAAGGCACAUCAAAAUCAUUUGAUGGUGGUACGCGGUCAUUGGACAGGGGUAAGGUUCUUUUAAAUGGUACAAGCCCCUCUUUCUCAUUCAACCAGUCUUGUGAUGCUACAAAGGAUAGUGAAGCUACAAACUGGAAAGGAAAUUUGGAUGAUAAACCAAAUGAAUUCCCAACGGUUGAUACAGAAGAUAGUGUCCCUGGGGUUUUGUAUGAUUUGCUGCAGAAAGAGGUUGUAGCUUUGAGGAAAGCUGGUCAUGAAAAGGAUCAAAGCCUGAAAGACAAGGAUGAUGCAAUCGAGAUGUUAGCCAAGAAGGUAGAUACAUUAACUAAAGCAAUGGAGGUUGAGGCAAAAAAGAUGAGAAGAGAAGUUGCUGCUAUGGAGAAGGAGGUAGCUGCAAUGCGUGUGGAAAAAGAACAUGAAAACAGAGCUAAGAGGUUUGGUAAUGCAAAAGGCUCUGUCAACACCAGUGCUCAGAUACUUUCUGGAAGAGCUGUAGGACGAGGUGGGUUAACACGAAGCACACAAUGACAGAAAGUCCUACAGGCCAGCUGCAGCAAGGAGCAAAAGGGAACAUAGACCUUGUAUUGCAUUCCAGUUACCAUUUCUUCACUUUCUUUUUUGUUUCGUCUUAUGAUUGAUUAUAGUAUCAUAGCUGGCAUGCUGACAAUCCUGUGUUCACUCCACUUGGGGGAAGAAGAAGAAGAACACCCCAAAAAAAGAAAAAAAAGAAAAAAAAAGAAAGAAUGAAUUUCGAACAAGAGAAUCGAAAACCUGAUCGAGAAGUUGGUAUGCUUCUGACGUAAGACUGUUAUUCCCCUGCUGCUGCUUAGAGAUCAACAAAAGAAAAGGAAAAGGAAAAAAAGAAAAAAAAGGAAAAAGAAAAUUGACUUUGAACUAACCUUUUGUCAGGUUUCUUGAGUGGGCAAUUGUUGUGUGUUUGUAUAGGUAGUUUAUUUGUUGAAAUUUUUUUUGGCAGUUUAUAUUGUAAUUGCAGCUAGUGUGAUUGUUGUUGGUUCAGUUUGUUAAUAUUUGUUGUUAUCAGAUCAGGAUGAGAUCUUUUUUUAUGGUUGUGGUUAAUUCAUCUACGGUCUUAAAUGUUGGUUAUAAAUCUCUGCUAUAAUGUUACAUGCAAAAUUGUGUUCUUUGUGUUA
Ziziphus jujuba (common jujube) is the source of this 2976-nucleotide messenger RNA. Its product is annotated as microtubule-associated protein 70-1. Gene Ontology annotation, biological process: cytoskeleton organization. The coding region runs from base 461 to 2353 and encodes 630 amino acids. The record is from RefSeq and is a predicted model, not a curated record. Gene Ontology annotation, molecular function: microtubule binding. The transcript is spliced from 11 exons. NCBI's taxonomy places the organism in Eukaryota, Viridiplantae, Streptophyta, Magnoliopsida, Rosales, Rhamnaceae.